This is a messenger RNA of Papilio machaon (common yellow swallowtail), 911 nucleotides long. It is a transcript of the gene slmo, whose product is annotated as protein slowmo. Gene Ontology annotation, molecular function: phosphatidic acid transfer activity. Gene Ontology annotation, cellular component: mitochondrial intermembrane space. NCBI's taxonomy places the organism in Eukaryota, Metazoa, Arthropoda, Insecta, Lepidoptera, Papilionidae. Gene Ontology annotation, biological process: phospholipid transport. The transcript is spliced from 4 exons. The record is from RefSeq and is a predicted model, not a curated record. The coding region runs from base 154 to 807 and encodes 217 amino acids.
UUGUCUAUCCCGUCGAGAGAAGGCCUUUUUCCUCUUUGAUCAGAUGGAGACGAGUUAAUGUAGUUGGGAAAACUUAAUGUAAUUAUGAAUUUAGAAAAAAUCUAACUCCUUAUUUUAAAUAUAAUUCACGUACACUUUACGAAUCCUACAAAUAUGAAGAUUUGGACUUCAGAACACACAUUCAAUCACCCUUGGGAAACAGUUGCUCAGGCAGCAUGGCGGAAGUAUCCCAAUCCUAUGAACCCUGCAGUCAUAGGAACCGAUGUGGUUGAGAGAAAAGUGGUCGACGGAGUGUUGCAUACUCACAGGCUUGUUAGUUCGAAAUGGUUCUUUCCUAGAUGGGCUCAAGCGCUAAUUGGAACUGCAAAAAUAUGCUAUGCCAGCGAAAAGUCUGAAGUAAAUCCAACUGACAGACAAAUGACUCUGAAAACAACAAACUUGACAUUCUGCCGAUAUAUAGCUGUUGAUGAAACAGUUACUUAUACACCACAUCCCACGGAUACUUCCAAAACUUUGCUGAAACAAGAAGCUGUGGUAACUGUACAAGGAGUGCCCUUGAGUAGUUACAUGGAAGACUUACUUGCAAACAAAAUAUCCCUCAAUGCUGGCAAAGGUCGACAAGCAAUUGAAUGGGUUAUAGGAAAAUUUGACACUGAAAUAAAGGAAUUAGCUACUUCGGCAUGUAAAAGCACAGAUGAGCUACUUUCUCAAACUAAGAAGUCUUUUGACGAUAUAACAUCUAAAGCAAAACGAUCAUUGGACGAUAUAGAGAAAUUCACGAAUGCUAACGCAAACCAAAGGAGCUGAAAAGAGGAGUGAUUUCAUAAUUGAUAGUUCAAAAUGUCAUUUUAUUUGCACAACAUUAACAUUAUGCAUUUACUACUAGCUACUUCAUUCAGGAUAUUGUGUGU